Molecule: messenger RNA, 1191 nt
Organism: Marasmius oreades (fairy-ring Marasmius)
Lineage: Eukaryota; Fungi; Basidiomycota; Agaricomycetes; Agaricales; Marasmiaceae
Exons: 4
Coding region: 62-925 (287 amino acids)
Source: RefSeq, a predicted model, not a curated record
CGCAAGACCACCAACCACCCCAAGCUCCAAACAAGAACAACACCAACGACCGACGAAAGAAAUGAGAGCACAAAGGCAAAAACGAAAGCCAGAAACUCUCACAAUGCCUAUCCCGGACUCUUUAUUAUAUCCCGAUAGGUACGACGUAUCAGACGUCGAGGAUGAAAAACAAGAAGAACAAGAAGAGCGAGAAUACACCAAGUUUGAGCUCAAUCUUGGCGCUGAAACUCCUCGAACAGGGUCAAGCCUGACUCUGGACGAGGGUUACCUCGCAAGUCAGCUGCACGGUAUCAAGGAGGCGCCAGUCAGAGGAAAGCUGUGGCAUUCAUCUUCAUACUACGACAAACGUCGUCGUCGGGAUGCGCUCGAACACGAGAAGGAAAGUGGGAAAAUUGACAAGGAUUGUGGAAUCUGCUUUGAAGUUGCCACAUCACCAGCACGAACGCUUUGCUGUGGAAAACUGUUCUGUACCGAGCAUGUCACGGACUGGUUACAGGGACCCUCAUCUGACGGCCGGUGUCCCUCCUGUGGCGCGCUCAACACGGGAAUUCACACUUUACCAUCUUCGUCUACCAUCAAGUUAUACACACCGCCCCCAUCAUUGGCCGCUAGCAGACCUAUGUCACGAAACGAAGGUUUCGAACUCUCACCCUCCAUCACUAUCCAGAGUUCAUCGAGAAGGUCGACUUUGAGUUCGGAGGAGGAUACUUCUUCGGAGGAAGACUAUUCAUCCGCGUCGUCAGAGUCCUCUAAUCACUCAUGGGGAAGCCUCUCACACAAACCGCGCUCUAAGGCAUCUUCGGCAUCGUCGUUAUCUUUACCGUUCUUUGAUGUCGAGGCGGACUCAGUGCUGGCGGGUAAAGUUAUCGGAAACUUUUUAAGCUUGGUGGGGUUAACCCUAGUACUGUACGUUUUGGUUACAUGAGGGCCGUGUUCUCGGGUUUGGGUCUGUGUUUUACGAUUUUUUAAUGACUUUGCUACGAUCACUCGCACUCGCUCCUUUUGCUGUCUCUCUCUCGGGCUUCUGCAUCAUAUGGACUCGUCCUUCCUUCACUCAGAACUAUUUUUCUUUUGCGUCACAUAGGUACUCAUUCAUCAGUAUUCUUAUAAUCAAUCGGUGUAUUAUUUUAGCGUGUAAUUAUGACUUGGUGUACAUACAAUUUAUCAAGGGGAACGGGAAAUGACUGGAUU